Molecule: messenger RNA, 809 nt
Organism: Acanthisitta chloris (rifleman)
Lineage: Eukaryota; Metazoa; Chordata; Aves; Passeriformes; Acanthisittidae
Gene: STBD1
Product: starch binding domain 1
Exons: 1
Cellular component (GO): membrane
Molecular function (GO): starch binding; glycogen binding
Source: RefSeq, a predicted model, not a curated record
AGGAUGCUGCGGCGAGCGCGGAGCCGGCGCUGCAGGACUCCACGGCUGCUGCCCUGUCCAGCCCUCCCAAGCCAGGAGAGGAUCUGGAGGUUGUCCCAAAGGAAGAGCUUAACCAUAUCCCAAGUGGUGGAGUUUCGAGUGAACCUCUGGAGGUGGAGCAGCAGCUCCCGGAGCAGGACGCCACCGACUCCACAGAGCAUCCAGCUGAUACACCCAGCAGCCAAGGAGAACUGGGACCCCAGGUGGGACAGGCAAGUGAUGGAUGGUGCAUGAUGAACUUGGCAGGAACUUCUGAGGAUGACUGUAAGGACAGAAGUGAGGAGCAGCCAGGUCAGCCAGCUGAAAGUAAGGACUUGGACCAUGAAGAGUGGGAAGUAGUUUCUGAGCACCUGGUUGAGGGGGAGGCUGGAAAGGAUGGCAGUAUGGAAGACUCUGACAGCAAGGAAUGGGAACAAGGAGACUGCUGUGAUGGGGACUUGAAAGCCAAGAGGGUUGCAGCUGUGACCCCCAUGUUCCAGAACAUCCACGUGGCUUUCCGUGUGCACUACAUCACACACUCCGAUGCGCAGCUCAUCGGUAUCACUGGGGACCAUGAGUGUCUUGGCCAGUGGAACAGCUAUGUGCCCCUCAAGUGUGACAAGGAUGGCUUCUGGUCCCAAUCCAUUAGUCUGCCUGUAGACACCAGAAUGGAGUGGAAAUUUAUCUUGGUGGAGAAUGGGAAGGUCAGGCGCUGGGAGGAAUGUGGUAACAGGACCUUAGUGACUGAACAUGAAGAUCUAACUGUUCAUCAGUGGUGGGGAUACCAUUAA